GAGUCGGGAAUGUACUCUAAGACCAAUCAAUGGCUUACCAAAAGAUUUGGAUUGUCAUCUCCCUCUACCUCUCAGCCAUAUCAACCAUUUUUCACCACCUCAAAUCCUUUUUCUUCAAAACAAACUGGGAUUCCAUCUUUUUCAGAAUCCCAGAUACCCUCGUAUCCCUAUACUUCAGACUAUGCGGUCUAUCUCCUUGCACCGUUGACAUUGACGACCAAACCACAGUCCACUUCUGGACCGCCAACCACCGCCGGUUCGAUAAACCAAGCCUGGUUCUGGUUCACGGCUACGGCGGCAACUCCCUGUGGCAGUUCGUCUGUCAAGUGGGUCCCUUGUCCAAGAAGUUCAACGUGUACGUGCCGGAUUUGCUGUUCUUCGGGAAGUCUUACACGAACCGGUCAGACCGGAGCGAGUCUUUUCAAGCCAAGUGCGUUAUGGAGGGGCUGAAGAGGCUGGGCGUGGACCGGUACUCGGUGUACGGUAUUAGCUACGGCGGCUUCGUGGCGUACCGCAUGGCAGAGAUGUGUCCAGAGACGGUAGAGAAGGUUGUGAUCGUGAGUAGUGGGGUGGUGUGGAAUGAUCAGCAGAAGGAGGAGUUGUUGAGGAAGAAUUCAAACGCUUUGGAGAUUCUUGUAGCGAAUAAUCCACAUGAUCUACGGUUGUUAGUGAGUCGAUCGAUUUACAAGUAUGAUGUUUUCAAGUGGGUUCCUGAUUAUGUCCUUCAAAAGCUCAUUGAGGCGAACAAGGAAAAUAGAAAGGAAAAAUUAGAGCUAUUGGAACACUUGGUGGCAAAGAAAGCAGAUCCAAGCCUUGCUAUCCUAAGUCAGGAAACGCUAAUAAUUUGGGGUGAUCAAGAUAAUGUCUUCCCACUUUACAUGGCCUACCAGUUGCAAAGGCACUUGGGCCCCAAAUCAAAACUAGAGAUUAUCAAGGACACAGGGCAUGCAGCAAAUUUUGAUUCACCGGACACAAUCAAUGGAUUGAUAAAGUCAUUUGUUUUGGGUGUUUAACCCUUCAUUGUUGAAAGUCAAAUGAUCAAAAACACAUAUAUUAGAGGUAUUCUGGAAUAAUUUUUGGUUCUAGGUUUUUUUUUUUUUUUUUUUGGCCAAUGUUCUAGUUCUGUUAAAAGUUAAAACAUGGUCUUUAUAGCUAAACCAAACAUUGUUUGGAGUACAUAUGAUGAAUAAUAUAGCCUGUGGCUUGGCUUGGAAGUUGGAACGAUACAUAUGGCUAGCUUUAGCUAAUGUUUCAUUUUUCUCUUUCGUUGAAAUGAAAAUGGAAUCACAA
Molecule: messenger RNA, 1290 nt
Organism: Rosa rugosa (rugosa rose)
Lineage: Eukaryota; Viridiplantae; Streptophyta; Magnoliopsida; Rosales; Rosaceae
Exons: 4
Coding region: 30-1013 (327 amino acids)
Source: RefSeq, a predicted model, not a curated record